UCGACAAUGACGGACUGAUCGAGAAUUGGUGACGUGAACCCAUAAUAUAGAUCUCAAACCAAAAUGGCGAAUUGUUUAGACAUAAAAUACUAGAAAGUGAUUUGAAUUGUAACUGCGUCGUUUAUCAAUGACAGCCAUACUUCAGUCGCUUUCACUAAGUACACAGGUCUUGAUCCAUUGGCGGAUACACUUAGAGAAAAUUAUCUAAUAUGUAUCUAAUGGUAACUCUUGCAACUUGAAGAGUAGGAUUAGGAAAUUCUUGGGCUCGGGUACGGGGCGAGUGUGCGGUUGGUUUGUCACCAUCUGCGCUGAACUGUUAGCAGAAGAAUGAACACUGAGAACUGGCUAGGUCACGAGGAUACGAAGUCUGGCGCUGUUCCACAGCCUAGUGUUCAGUGUGGUCAGGCGAGCUGUAAAAUUGGUAAUGUCAGUCAGGUAGCUUCGAACCAUUCUAUCGCUCAUUCUGCUGGACAGAGCUGUCCACUAACCAGAAUGACAAGCCACACAGAGGUGAGUAGGCAGCCCAUCGCUUCAGUAAAUCCAUCUUCUGGGCAUGACUUCUUGCCUAGCUCAAACAAUGACUACAAGGCGGCACUUCUUCAACUUUAUCCUGAAGAUGUUAAUAUAGCUGGUACUUACACCCUGCAGUGUAACACCAAGCAGGACAUCAGGAAUGGUGAUAGCUUCCAAGAAACAACGUUACAAUACACUGUAAACUGUGCCAGUACAUCACAGCCCCAUGGUGUACAAUUAACCAAGAAAGUGUCUGCGCUCAAUAUACUGGACAUAACCACCACUUCUAAUGCCCCAACGGAAUAUGUUUCAUCAAAUAAUACCGGCAACAUGUCACACGUUGAGAGUUACAACAAACAAACCCAAAGCUUUAAUGGAUUUGAGAGUACUGUCUGCCGCUUAGAUAUCCCUGGCCAAACACUUACUGCUUCGACGAGCCUAAACGACUCUGGUACCAAGGGGAUGCAUCGGGCUGCAAGAAGUUUCCCUUGGAGAUGCAAGCGACAAAAGGGAAUGAUGAGGUUCACGUCUGUGGCUCUGUUUUACGUAGCGGCCUUCCUGUGUGUGACUGUUUACACCCGAGUCUCGGAUGAAUCAGUGGCGCAGCCAGAAACAGCCAAAAAUGUGACCCCAGAAAAAGGGAAAAGAAUGAGACGAGGUGUAUAUAUACUCAAUUCUUCCACUCACUGCCUGACCUUAGUGGACCAAAGCCACGGUUUGCCGCGAGACUUUCUGGACAAGGAGUUUGCACAGAAGGGAGGCUGGCUCAUCCACUUGGCGAUAGGGUCGUACAUGUUUGGUGCUAUUGCCAGUGUUUGCGAUAUUUACUUUGUCCCGGCUCUGGAACAUAUUUCUGAAGAUCUGGACUUACAGAGUGAUGUAGCUGGUGCUACAUUUAUGGCUGUAGCUAGCUCAGCUCCAGAAUUCUGCACUACAGUUAUAGGAGUGUUUCUGGCCAAGAAUGACGUAGGAGUUGGGACAAUCCUUGGCUCUUCAAUCUUCAAUCUCUUGGUCAUCAUUGGAGCAUGUGCCAUCUUUGCAGGCAUGCCCGUACAGCUAACGUGGUACCCACUAACCAGAGACACCAUCUUCUAUACACUAUCUGUGAUUCUGCUUGGUUUCUUUAUGGAGGAUUCGCUGAUAACUUGGGUCGAGGCUCUGGCUAUGAUCUCUGCCUACGUCCUAUACAUUGUGACCAUGUUCUUCAACACGAAGCUAGAGAAGUGGUGCACACACCUCAUGAUGGCCCAUCACGUGGUCGAUGACAGAACCACAGAGGAGAGCAUGGAAUCAUCAAGAAAACGAUUAUCUAUGCUUGACGCUAGGCGCCACAGCCGUAUCUCAAAAAUCUCAGACAACAAGACCAUGCUGACAAACACAGGCGUUCACGAGGUCCAGAGGCUUGGUUUGAACCCACAGGACUUUAUCGGUAAGAGCUUCUCCCGCGGAGUUAGCUUGACGGAGCUGGGCAUGAAGCUUUUGGAGGAGCGAAUGAAGGCUCAGGUACCAAACACGAUAGGCACCAGCGCAGACCCCAACGAACAACCUAAAGCAGAGAUAGUCGAGGAGGUCCCCAGCGAGGCCCCCCAAGAGGCCCCCAAGGAAGCCCCCCUGGAGGAGCCAGUAGAAGUAGAAGAGGAAGAUAUAAAAUUCCAUAAAAAAGACAAAGUUGUUGUCAGUGGCUAUGAGAAUCCUUUACGAUUUCCGAGCUCUUUUCAUGACAGGUGUUAUUGGAUCAUUAUUUUGCCAACCACCAUCCUACAUGCCUAUACCAUACCAGACAGCCGGCUAUUGGGCACAUGGAGGGCCAGGGCUUAUCUUCUGUCCUUCACUCUCUCUGUGAUCUACAUUAGCCUCUACAGCUACAUCAUGGUUUGGAUGGUUUCCUUAGCAGGUGAUGUGUGGGAGAUUCCCAGUACCAUAACAGGUUUGACCAUAAUAGCCGCUGGAACUAGCGUACCAGAUCUAUUGUCCAGUGUCUUUGUAGCAAGAGAUGGCUAUGGGGACAUGGCCGUAUCGAAUGCAAUUGGUAGCAAUGUCUUUGACAUUCUAAUGUGUUUAGGGGUACCCUGGCUGAUCGACGCCAUUUUCAUCACCAGGACUGGUACUCACAUCAACAGCGAGGGGAUGGUCUUCACUGUCAUGACUCUUCUCUUGACGAUCAUGUACCUCUGGGGCUCAAUGAAGUGCUUUGACUGGACCCUGACCCCAGCAUACGGCAUCGUGGCCAUUUUAGUGUACAUCUCGGUCAUUGUGUUCUGUGUUAUGAUUGAGACCAACAUGAUCUUUGAUAUACACGAGCACAGAUACUGCUGACUUGGACAGAUGAUCUUUGAAAUGAGAGAUACUUUGAACACAGUUACUGCUGACUUGGACAGAUGAUCUUUGAAAUGAGAGAUACUUUGAACACAGAUACUGCUGACUUGGACAGAUGAUCUUUGAAAUGAGAGAUACUUUGAACACAGAUACUGCUGACUUUGACAGAUGAUCUUUGAAAUGAGAGAUACUUUGAACACAGAUACUGCUGACUUGGACAGAUGAUCUUUGAGGCUCACGAACACAGAUACUGCUGACUUGGACAGAUCGCCUUAGAUAUGAAAAGAUAUGUUGAAUCAAUGUCAACUAUAGAUAGUGAAUUCACAAUUGCAUACAUUUAAAUUUUGGCCACCCUAGACAAGAUUUAAAAUAUGCACCUCCAAAUAAAUAAAAAUGUGAAUUGGGAGCAUAAGUAUGUUAAAAUAAUACAAGAUGUCAAUUACGAUGUCUGCUAUCAAUAAUACUGUUCAAUAAUAAUAAUAAAUUUCAUAUUACAAGAGUUGACUUAUACUAAAGCUCCCUGAGUAAGUAAUUCACAGUAAUAUCUCUAGGACUCUCUCAUGUCCAACUAAUCUAGGUCUACUCACUACUGCUUGGCUAGCGCCCGACUGUUGCCAUUUUGUUUCAUUAUUACAUUGAGGUUGGGACUUAUGUCGACAGAACUUAUUUAUGUUAUGUUUAUAGGAAUUGUGGGAUUCGUAUAUGAUAUGUUAACAUCAAUUGUAUUAAAUCUAUAUAAAAGG
This is a messenger RNA of Biomphalaria glabrata, 3572 nucleotides long. RefSeq names its product sodium/potassium/calcium exchanger 4-like. The coding region runs from base 328 to 2829 and encodes 833 amino acids. The record is from RefSeq and is a predicted model, not a curated record. The transcript has 14 exons. Gene Ontology annotation, molecular function: calcium channel activity; calcium, potassium:sodium antiporter activity. Lineage: Eukaryota; Metazoa; Mollusca; Gastropoda; Planorbidae. Gene Ontology annotation, cellular component: membrane. Gene Ontology annotation, biological process: intracellular calcium ion homeostasis; calcium ion transmembrane transport.